AUGUCAUUCUAUCAUGAGGUAAUCCUGUACUUUCGUAGCUACUCGUCUUCUACCGCUAGACGUUGCAUCUCGGUUUUGCAUAGGGUAAACUGGGAUCCACAGUUGGCCAGCUUCGCCGGAAAGCUAGCCGUGCAGUGCAACUACCAUGUUAAUUCUCAACCGCACGAAGACCACGGCGUAGCCAUGUGGUACUCAUACAAGAAGAAUCCGCCAACCCCGAAAGAGAUCAUCAAAGGCUUUAAGCUUCAGGGCGUGAACUUCUACGACAACAUUACAAACCAAUGUAAAAUUGAUCCACGGCACCCGGCUCCCAGAAAAAUACCCAUCCAGCGACGCAAGUGCCAUUUGUCUGGCCACGAGGCCCGGUCAGGCACUGCGCUUACUGUUCGGAAGGACGAAAACUGUCCGUACUUGAAGCCGGUUUACGACAUUUACAGUGACUACUUCCGGACCCAUUAUUAUGUGUCAGACAUCAGCAUCUACAACGUUCGAAUUAGUGAAAAAUGGCGAUUGAUCGGAAUCAUUGGCUACGCGGUGCAAGGCCCUGUGCUGUGCGGAGCCAACGUGGUCAUCUACGAAUUUUUCGACAAGCGAGUCGGCUACAUUCAGGUGCCACAGGGUCUACAAGUGAACAGCAUGUUGCAGAAGCCUUCGCCGAACGUCUAUUACGGUGGGCCAAGUUUUGCCCUGUGGAAUUAA
Messenger RNA from Soboliphyme baturini, 699 nucleotides. NCBI's taxonomy places the organism in Eukaryota, Metazoa, Nematoda, Enoplea, Dioctophymatida, Soboliphymatidae. The record is from the annotation of a GenBank genome assembly.